Seminavis robusta is the source of this 1821-nucleotide messenger RNA. Lineage: Eukaryota; Bacillariophyta; Bacillariophyceae; Naviculales; Naviculaceae. The record is from the annotation of a GenBank genome assembly.
AUGAUUACCAACUUUCUCAGAUCACUGCGGCUCGAAGCCGAAUCCUCACAACAGCGGGUCGAGCAGAUUGAAGUCUGGAAAGACGAAGAAGAAGAAGAAGCAGCAGCAGCAGCAGAAAUUAGCAGUGUAUACUUUGAUACCCCAUCAUCACCAUCCUCCAGAAGACCGUUAGAAGAGGAAGAAGGAAUGGUGGAGGUUGAAUUGAAUGAAGAUGCUAUCAUCCUGGCCCAGCAGCCAGAUCCCCCGGCUGAUCCAGUGGCUCCAAUGAUUGUGGUGGAACAGGAAGAAGACUUGCAAGCAAAAGACGAAGAUCAGGUUCCUGAAGCACCAGGCUUGGGUUGUGGUAUUCUUGGUCGCUAUCCCGUGACUUUUGUAUUGAUCUUUGCGGCCGUGGGCAUUGCAGCUGGAGUGGGUCUGAGCUUUUGGGAUCCCAGCAAUGCAGAUAUCAAAGACAAUGUCCUGCAAUGGGUGGGAUUGAUUGGGGACUUGUUCCUUAGGGCGUUACAAGCCGUGGUCCUUCCUCUGGUCUUUGUCAAUGUCAUUUUGGCGGUGGUGGAUAUGAUGUCUCAGGGUCAAGCAGGUGUGAUUGGUGGCAAAAUGGUAGGCUUCUAUAUCCUGACUACCAUUUUGGCUUGCUUUGUGGCUGCUACCUAUAUCUUUAGCUUUCAAAGACUCUACCGGCAAGGUAGUUUUGAUGAAGAAGCAGUUGCUGGACCAGCAUCUGUGCAGCUGGGAUGUGGGGAUCAAGGAACAGUACUGACGCACAAUCCGGAUGGAUCUGUGGAAUGCUCCAGACUCGCAUCUAAUAACUCGACGAGUUCUACAUUUCUGAUUGAAGAUAUUAAAGCCAACAGCCCCAUGGAGGAGAUUGACCUUUCAGAUACCAUCUACGAGGACGUCUUUCAACGGCUUGUCACCAACAACAUCGUUGGUUCCUUCAUUGACGCAAACUUUGCUGCUAUUGUCGUCUUUGCAAUUGUCUUUGGCGUUGCCCUUGCCAAGACUGUGGUUUUGCCAAUGCGCCAACGCCAGCAAACACCGACAGUUGUUCAGUUCUUGAAAGAAAUUGACAAAGUCUUCUCCCUCCUCAUCAUGUGGGUGCUCAGCGUCACCCCCUUUGCCAUUCUCUCCCUGAUGGCCAGCACGAUUGGUAACCAGGAGGACCUCCUCGAAGCAUUUCAGAACGUGGCUCUGCUCAUCCUCACAGUGUGCCUCGCCAUGGCCACACAUGUCGUGGUGACCUAUGGAGGUCUCUUGGCGCUCAUCACUCGAUCCAACCCCUUCUCCUAUAUGCGUCACCUCAUCCCGGCCCAAACUACUGUCUUUGCUUGUGCCAGCAGCGUCGCUACCAUUCCUGUCACUCUUCACUCUGUCCAGAACACCCACAAAGUGCCCCAAUCAGUCUCUCGCUUCAUUAUUCCCAUGGGGGCUAGUUGCAACAUGGAUGGAGGUGCCAUUUACUUUCCUAUCGCAGCAAUCUGGCUUGCCGUUCUCAAUGGACUAGAACCGACAGUGAGCGAUUACAUUUUGCUGGUCAUCCUGUCCACCAUUGGGAGUGCCGGUACCGCUUCGGUUCCAGCCGCCAGUUUGGUCUUGAUUAUCUCGGCUUACAACACCGUCUUUGGCACCACUGGGCUGCCCUACGGAUUCUCCUUCAUCCUGGCCAUGGAUUGGUUCUUGGAUCGGGUACGAGCGACCGUGAACGUGACGGGCGAUGCUGUCAUUUGUCGAUUGGUGUCCCACACAGCGGGUCUUUCUAUGGAUGAGUCCUCCUCCAAAAACUCGACUACCGGCCUUGCAUCCGAAGAUGACGCCGUUUAG